This is a messenger RNA of Salvia hispanica, 2262 nucleotides long. Its product is annotated as putative hexosyltransferase MUCI70. The record is from RefSeq and is a predicted model, not a curated record. Lineage: Eukaryota; Viridiplantae; Streptophyta; Magnoliopsida; Lamiales; Lamiaceae.
AAACAGAUGACAUUGCUAAUUUUUCAAAUCUCGUUCUUCCAAAAUUCGUUGCAAUAUUUUUCUCUGAGAAAUUUUUUUAGAAGGAAGAUGAAAAAUCUCUGUUUCGUUGUGUGAAAGAGUAGAAUCCAAAAGUAAGGAGUGGUUCGCUUGAAUCUGUUUAUUAUAUCACGCUCGCGGUGAAUUCGAAAGUGGAUUCUCAAUAUUUGGGAAUUGAAAGUUGAUAGUAGAUGAAGGAGGAAUUUGAGAGAUAAGAGAUAUGAGAGUUGCUUUUCAGGGGCUGGAGGUACAAUGACUGGAGGGUCAUUGGGAUUAAGACAGUCAGGAAGUUGUGGAUCCUUGCAGCUACAGGCACAGAAUGAAGGGUUCCAGCUGCAGAAUUUGUAUCUACCUCGUAGGUCUUCGAAGGCAUGCCUUGCCGGUUACAGGGAGAAGGAGAAGUUUCUGCCUGCUUCUAUCAGAUAUUUGAGUCGAAAAAAAGUUGCAAUGCUGAUUUUGUCUGUGCUUACAGUCUUCGCAUUUUUGACUGGGUUUUUCACAAUCAAUAAAGAGGAUGAUUUCGAGAGCUUUGGUUUGCCUUUUGAUGCCAGAUAUCUUAAAAAUUCUUAUGUUGCACCGUGGCUAUUGCCUGGAAAAGGAGCAUUCACGUAUAAUAGUUAUUCUAUGACCCGCAAAGUUUUUGUAUGUAAUGAUAACACCAGUUGGGGUAGUUUCUAUAAUGCUUCAGUUAUGAGCAAUUCCUCCAGCUCAGUUACUGUUUUUACCAAUCCAUGCAAAGACUUCGCAUUUCCACCCCCUCCUCCUGGUGAUACAAGGCGAAUUGGUCCACGCCCAUGCCCGGUAUGCUAUAUCCCUGUGGAGCAGGCCAUAGCUCGUAUGCCCAAAUUUCCAUCACCAUCUCCUGUUCUUCAUCAUAUAACUUAUUUUUCUGAGGAGAAUCCACUGAAAACCAAACCAAAUGGAGGCUCUGAGUUUGGUGGUUAUCCUUCUUUAAAACAGAGGAAUGAAUCUUUUGAGAUUAAAGAGUCGAUGACUGUUCACUGUGGAUUUGUCAAGGGAUGCAGACCUGGUUAUAGAACUGGUUUUGACAUUGAUGUGGCUGACCUUGAGUUGUUGGAGCAGUCCCACGAGGUCAUUGUUGCCUCUGCUAUAUUUGGAAACUAUGAUGUAAUUCAGCAACCAAGUAAUAUUGGUGAAAUUGCAAAAAGAAAUGUUCCCUUUUUUAUGUUCAUUGAUGAAGAGACCGAAACAUAUUUGAAAAAUGCAAGCACCUUGGGCAGUGACAAGAUGGUCGGGUUAUGGAGGGUUAUAGUAGUACACAAUCUUCCUUACACUGACUCCAGAAGAAAUGGAAAGGUGCCAAAACUCUUGUUGCAUAGGCUGCUACCAAAAACUCGAUACUCAGUCUGGAUAGAUGGAAAGCUUCAGCUUGUCGUGGAUCCAUACCAGGUUCUUGAGAGGUUCUUGUGGCGCCAUAAUGCUACUUAUGCUAUAUCGAGGCACUAUAGACGCUUUGAUGUGUUUGAAGAAGCUGAGGCAAAUAAAGCUGGGAUGAAAUAUGAUAAUACUUCUAUUGAUCGUCAAAUUGAAUUUUAUAAACAGGAGGGUUUGACACCGUAUACGACUGCUAAGCUUCCUAUAACUAGUGAUGUUCCUGAAGGAUGUGUAAUAAUAAGAGAGCACAUCCCCAUCACAAAUCUUCUUAGCUGUCUGUGGUUCAAUGAAGUUGAUAGAUUCACUUCAAGGGAUCAGCUGAGCUUUUCAACCGUGAGGGACAAAGUUGCGGCCAAGGUUAAUUGGAGUGUUGAUAUGUUUCUAGAUUGUGAAAGACGCAAUUUUGUAAUACAGGCAUAUCACAGAGAUAUUUUGGAGCAAAGAGCGCAUUUGGCUCUUUUAAGACCUCGAGCACCUAAGACUCGUCCUCAUCCUCCGCCAACUAUGCCUCGCCAGAAAGGCCUUCCUAGAAAAGGUGUUACCCAACGAGGAAAAGACAAGAGACCCAGUACAAGGAGGCGACGUAGAAAUCCCAAAACUAGGGAAAUUUUCUUUGAUUGACUUUUCACAUGUGUUUUACCAUAGACGACGAACUGUAUAGUGUUUUUAGUCUGUUAUCCGGCACGGAUGGGAUAGUUUGAAUUUACGGAUAGAUACGUUUAGCAGAGCCUUGAGAGAAAUUUUGCUCCAACAUUGUUCGAAUUCUCAAACAUAUUUGUUGUAAGUACUGUUCUGCCAAUAAUUUAGCUGAAUUUUAUAAUUUAUUCUGAA